Molecule: messenger RNA, 1502 nt
Organism: Bursaphelenchus okinawaensis
Lineage: Eukaryota; Metazoa; Nematoda; Chromadorea; Rhabditida; Aphelenchoididae
Source: the annotation of a GenBank genome assembly
AUGAAGUUCCUAGUCGUGUGUGUUUUUAUUAUUGUUGCUGGAGCUUCUGGUAGGUUUAUACAGGGUCAUUAGAAAAAUUUGAAGGAAAGUAAAAGCUUCGUACUCAAAAACUAGGAGUACUAAAAAGCUGAUUCUUUUUUUAAAUGAUACCCAAUAGUGGGCCAUUUUGGAAUUUUACUGUUUUAGUCGAGUUCUGCGGACGGUCGGCGGAGGCUCGGCGGAGACGCAAAAUGUGGCAGAUUCGUCCUUCAAAAUCUUCAAAUUUGCUAAAUUUUCUGUUUCUCAUUUUGCGUCUCCGUCGAUCCUCCGCCGACCGUCCGCCGGCCUCGACCAAAACAGUAAAAUUCCAAAAUGGCCCACUAUUGGGUACUAUAUAAAAACAGAAUCAGCUUUUUAGUGCUCCUAGUUUACGAGUACGAAGCUUUUACUUUCCUUCAAAUUUCUCUAAUGACCCUGUAUAUUGUUUUAGACUGUUAUAAUGGCUAAAAAGCUAUCGUAAAGAAAGUUAUUGCGGUUUUUUAAAACUUAAAAAAUUUUUGAAGAAGUAUUUUUUAGUUUGAAUGUAUAAGGUCUGCUUUUAGUAGUAAAUUAAGCUUUACUUGGCGGUCUGCAGGCUGCGGGUGACAUGUUAUACGAUGAAUCAUGCUUUUUCUCCUAGCUUUUUAAAAACGUUUAAAAAUGGUUUUUUUAAAAAGAUAUAACAGCUUUUUGUUAUAAAAAUUUAAUUUCAGCCUCUCAGCCCAAUCCACCUUCUCCAGGUCUUGUCGAGGGGGCUAGUUUACAAUGCACCUUAUGCAAAUAUACGACUGACUAUGUAUGCUCGACCUUUAUGAAUCCCUACUCAAAUACGACUCAAAAGUUUGCUGACACUUUGACGACCGGAUUCAAGGCGCUAUGUCACGGAAUGCUGGGGGAUGGGGCGGAUUGUUGCGAUGAUGGAGACACUGUUAAAGGAAAUAUUAUGCAACUUUUAGUGAUAGCUGGCUCACGGGUCUCCACUAUUUGUCAUGUAAGUAUAAUAAUAAAAAAGGUAGGGUGGCUAAUGCUAAGGCUAAAGCUAAGGGUAAGGCUAAAGCUGAGGCUAAGGCUAAGGCUCAGGCUCAGGCUAAGGCUCAGGCUAAUCCUAAGGCUAAGGCUAAGGCUAAAGCUAAGGCUAAGGCUAAGGCUAAGGCUAAGGCUAAGGCUAAGGCUCAGGCUAAGGCUAAGGCUAAGGCUGAGGCUAAGACUGUAGUUAGAGCUAGAGCCCUGGGCUGGGACUGAUAUUAAAUAAAUUGUUAAAUUUUGUAAAUUCAAAUUUCUAGGACUUUGUCAGCGACGAAUGCGAUGAAGUGAUCCCAUCUUGUGUAAUCGAGUUGAGAAACCCAUUGUUGGCUUUUAAAUCGACCAAAGUCUCUGAACCAAGUGUUCGUAUGGUCGUUGAGGCCUUGUACAAGUCGGCUCCAAGCAUGAACAAAUAUUGCAAAAGCGAACAACUUAUUCAAGACAUUUUGAAGUCUCAAUAA